GAUUCUUAGUCCCUCAUGGGGACCUUUGCCCCACCACACCCCAGCCCUGACAGCCUGUCUGCUCUGUGCUACUAGGACCUCCAGGCCCAGCUGGGUCCCAUAACUUUGGAGUAGCUGCUUCAGACAAGGAAAGCACCAAGCUUUCGUGGUCAAGGGAGCCAUGGAGGACAGAGCUGGUCAGCGAGAGCAGGAGAGAUCCAGCCUUCGUCUGGAAAAGCUACAGCACUGGGCAAGGCACAGACAGAGUGGGCACCUCUUGGUGCUGGCGGUGAGCCAGCUAUGGCUGGCAGUGGCUCUAGUGCCUUUUGCUGUCUCAGUUGCCUGCCUGAACUCUGACUGUCACAUGGCCACAGCACUACCGCUUGGACCUGGAGCAUCGGGUCUCUUCACUGGGAUUGUUACCCUUGAGCUGCGCAGAGCACCCCGCCUCUGGAAGGUACGGGCCAUGAUGAUAUUCAACACCUUCAAUCUGAUCUUUGGCUUCGUCGUGGUGGUGGUCGAGGUGAUGAAGACAGUCUUGGGGCCUGUCCCAACUGCCCCCUCCCAGUUGGACAGGUUGCUGGUGCUAGAGAUCAGCACUGAAGCCUUCACCCUGGGGGGAGUGUUGCUCUCAGCAUACUCCCUGUUCCUGCUGAGCCAGAGGAAGCCAGGAUGCUAUAGGAGCCAGAGUCUGCACUACCAGGAGCUGCAGGAGGGUCUCUCUGAGUUGGAGGAAGUUACUGAUUUGGAGAAUCGUCCCACAAUGGCUAGCACAACAAACGGAACAAAUGAGUGAACUGGCAAGGGAAGCAGGCAGGUGCUGCUCUCCUGCCCUGUGGUAGCGUUCUCCAGACCCUCCUGCACCCCACCCCACCAAAGUCAGAAGCUAGAUGGAGUCCCUUGAGAUCAACAUGAAGUCUGGUGGAAUGCCUUCAGUUUUCACUCAAACUAGGCCCCUUUCUCUUCUAAGGGAAGCUAUACCUAGAUCAGCGUCUUCCCUCACCUCACUGCCCUGAAAAGCUGCCUGCCUGCAGGGCAUCCUUAAACCAACUUUCAUCUAUACCCACUUCCUCCCUUCCAUCUUUAUCCUUCCCCACGGCCUCCCCAUACAGCUUAACAUCUGCCUCAUCUCACUACUUCUCUUCUUUCCACCUUUCACAAUCCCACCCACUCCGAGCCAGGGUUCCCCUGCCUGCCCACUCUCUGAAAUCAAUUAUUGGUGCUUUAGUUCCCUUCCCUCGGAUCCGUUUCCAUUCUAGUUUAGCGGAGACUACAAAUCCCAGGAUGCCUCGCUACCCCGUGGCCUGCUGGGAAAUAAAGAGCCUUUUCUCCGCGGUGGGGGCGCUGUGCAUCUGCUGAGUGACGCGAGGUGCUGGAAGUCCGGGCCUAGCUGAGUUUCCUCGGACGCGACCACUGGCCCCACGUUUAGGGAGGAGCCGGGCGGGUUAUUCUGCGCGGGGGCGCCGCCGCCCCAACCUCAGCAACUGAGAGCAGACUGUGGCGCCACACUCCUCUCUCUGCCAGCUUCGGAGACAGGCAGGGUCUGGGAGCUGACCCUGGGCAGAGCUGGGAUUCCCCAGAUACUGUCGCCGCGCCCCCUCCUACAGUGCCCAGGUCCAAAGUCCUGAGACUUGGAGCGCGCGCGAGAAAGGGUUGGAGAUGAUGAGUCAGAAUCCCCGGGCUCUUCUCGUCCCCCUCCCCCGGAGCCUGGGCGCCUGAGGAGGACCUGCUCGCUGGGCAGACGGGUGGACGGGGCAGGAAGAGGGAGGGACGCGGCGACCCAACCUAAGACUUUCCCGCCUCUUGAGAGCACGCGGGUGUAACGAGCCCGCGUGGCCGCCACCCCUUCUUUCCAAAACGGUAGCAGGACUGCGCAGGCUCAGCCUGUCUGCAGCGCCGCCGACCUUUGAUCCCGGCUGCGAUCCGGUGGCUGAAGCUCUGGUUGCUCACAACCCCCACCGUUUAUGACCUUUGCUAGUGUGCAAAGAUGACAAGCUCAGGUGGACUUGAGAAAAGCCCAGGAAAACUGGGAGGCCCAAUAGUACUAAGCCGGACAACCUACCAGCCGCCAGAGAAACUAGAAAUUGACCAGAGCUGGAGUACUAAAAGAACUCACCC
Molecule: messenger RNA, 2097 nt
Organism: Rhinolophus ferrumequinum (greater horseshoe bat)
Lineage: Eukaryota; Metazoa; Chordata; Mammalia; Chiroptera; Rhinolophidae
Gene: TMEM253
Product: transmembrane protein 253
Exons: 7
Coding region: 161-775 (204 amino acids)
Source: RefSeq, a predicted model, not a curated record